AGCUGCACAAUAUUGUUUACAUUUCUACCUGCAUUGUGCACGCAGAGUGGGGAUGUCGUUUUGAUCGUAGAGUUAGAUUAGAGCUUAGAGUACAUGGAGUAUAUCACGAUCACGAUACAUAUACAAUAAUUGACAGUACACAAUUGACAAAAAACAUCAGUCAUGGCAUAUCCGUCAGCUAUGUACGGAGCAACUGAUCCUGAAAUGCAAGUGGAUCCGCAAGUGCAACAGUGGUUUCUAGCUGUUGAUAGAGACAAUAGUGGAAGAAUUACUGCAUCAGAAUUAAAAUGUGCACUGGCAAAUGGUCAAGGAGGUACAUUUUCGGAUACUGCUUGUACUCUAAUGAUCGGCAUGUUUGAUAAAGAGAAAAAUGGCACUAUUGACUUAUUUGAAUUUCAAGCACUUUACAAUUAUAUCAAUGCAUGGCUAGGUGUCUUUCGUGGCUUUGAUCGAGACAAUUCUGGAAAUAUACAAGAAAAUGAAUUAAAUGCAGCUCUAACACAAAUGGGCUAUCGGCUUGGUCCAGAAUUUAUUUCAUUUCUCAUAAAAAAGAGCGAUCCUAGUGGUCAUUCUUCUAUUACUGUAGAUCAGUUUAUUGUACUAUGUGUCCAAAUCCAAAGGUUUACAGAUGCCUUUAGAGUUCGAGACACCGACCAAGCAGGGACAAUUACUAUUGGAUUUGAAGAUUUUUUGAGUGUUGCACUCAGUUGCAGUGUAUAAUGCUCAACUUAUUUUAGCAUAAUUAAUAUAUUUAAUUUUAAUAUUUUUAUUUUAAUCAGAAGCAUUCAAACUGCUUGUAGCUUACUGGAGGAUUCAUUCUCUAUAACUUGAUUUGUAAUUUUAACAUAUUUAACGAAAUAUGUAAUUAUCUAUUUUCAAAAUAUUGGAGAAACAUUUUUCAAAUAUACUUUUAUAGAUUUUAAAAUAGUGCCUACGCUUGUCUCAUACAGAAAUAUCAAUGAAAUAAUUAUUUUAUUUAUCAGCGA
This is a messenger RNA of Megalopta genalis, 986 nucleotides long. It is a transcript of the gene Pef, whose product is annotated as penta-EF-hand domain containing protein peflin. Gene Ontology annotation, molecular function: calcium ion binding. The record is from RefSeq and is a predicted model, not a curated record. NCBI's taxonomy places the organism in Eukaryota, Metazoa, Arthropoda, Insecta, Hymenoptera, Halictidae.